ACGUCAUGCCGUAUUCCGUGUUUGCGAUGUCGUGGCGCUAGUUGAUGCUGGAGAUCACGCAGAGCGACUUUGUGGAAAUUUCAUUUUAUAUUGAACAGAAGGGAAGUAAUCAUUCGUAAACGCUUGAACAAGUCCUUGACGAGCAAGCAUGAGGCGUGCUGGUUUAGGAGAUGGGGCGCCCACGGGGAACUAUGUUCCAAGUGGAUACAGUGUCUAUGAGGAGGAAAAUGACAAGUUAACCGAUAGCCUGAAAGCAAAGGUCAACGCUUUAAGAACCCUGUCUAUUGACAUUGGAACAGAAGUAAAAUUUCAAAACACGAUGUUGGGACAAAUGGACACAGAUUUUGACUCGACAGGUGGUCUGUUAGGUGCCACUAUGGGCAGACUGAAACGACUAUCUAGAGGAAGUCAAACAAAGCUUUUUUGCUACUUGAUGUUAUUUGUACUGUUUGUUGUGUUUGUAUUAUAUUGGAUUAUAAGGUGACAGUAAAAAUGCUGAAUAAUUACUUGUCAAUGUGUACAGAUUUAAUUUACAUUUAGAAAUAUUAUUUUCUUUAUUGCAGCUGUCUUCUGUGCUAUACAGAAACUAUAUGAAAGUGAAAAAGUACAUAGCCUUCACAACCCUGAACUUGAGUGAAAGAAGGUUUGGUAAUGGAGAAAUUUGCGUAUAGUUCCAUGCAAAAGCCAAAUUGCACAUUUUGUUGACAAUUGAAGUAAAAACAGAAAACAAACAAAGUUAUAUUUUUAUCAGUAUUAAAGUACAUUUACAAUUUAUUUGACUAUGUGAAAAAUAAAAGAAAUAAGAGUACUGUAUAUGUGGCAUUUCCAAAGGUUUGGACACUUCACUAAGUCAGUACUAGGUAACACCCCCUUUGGCAAAAGUCACCUCUUGCAAACUCUUUUGUAGCCAGUUAGGAGUCUUUGAAUUCUAGUUUUAGAAAUUUUUCCCCAGUCUCCCUUGUAGAUCAUUUCAGCUCUGAGAUAUUCUUGGGCUUUCUUGCAUGCACAGCAUGUUUAAGAUUAACCCACUGAUUUUCAAUAAUGUUCAAGUCUGUGAACUGCAAGGGUCAUUCUAAAACAUUCUCGAAUUUCUUGAGGUACUUAAUGGUAUGUUUAGAAGUGUUUCUGGGUUGUGGGUCUUGUUGUUCAAGCUAUCUUCUGACAUUCUCCUCACAGAUUUGCUGAUUUUGAGUGGAAUCCAUUCUUCCCAGUACUCACAGUAUUUUCUGUGUCGCUGGUUGCCGCACAAACCCAAAUAGAUCCAGCCCCAUACUUGACAGUUGGCAAGGUGCUGUUUUCUUCAAAUGCUGCCCUGUGGCCAAAACGUUUGAUUUAUAACUUCAUUUCUACACAACACUCGCAUCUUAUGUACUGUAUAUAUUGUUUUGCACACUUAAGGCAUUGUUUAUUUUUACAUCACAGAUAAGGUUUGCUUCUAAUACAUCUUGCAUGAAGGCAGUGUCUGUAUAAGUGACGCUACACAUGGAGCAGUACACCACCACUCCUUCCUUGCUUUGACUUCCCUUCCUGCACAAUAUGCAAACUGCUCUAUCUGUCAGUUUUCAUCCCCAUUCACUGUUAAUGUUUCAGAUGGUGGAAGUUGCUAGCUGAAAGCAAAUUGCCGUUUUUUAUAGCUUUUAUUUGCUUUGUAUGCUUCAGUUAGUUUAAUUUUCAGAUCCUCAGUCAGUUGCUUAGAAUAGCCCAUGGUGGUUGACUAUUACACAUUGUGUUAGUCACCAUAGUAACACCAUAACUGAAUGCGUGCCCAAACCUUUGCAAAUUUCACAUUUACUUUUUAUUAUAUAUAUAUUUUGCACUUCAUCAAAUAAAUCAUAACUGUGCUUUAACAGUUUUAAUAAAAAAAUUGUUUGUUAUUGAAGUUGUAUUUACUAUAUAUAUAUAUAUAUAUAUAUAUAUAUAUUUUUUUUUUAAUUCAAAUAUCAACAAGAUAUGCAUUUUGCCCAAGGGUGUCCAAAUUUGUGCAUGCAUUUGUAUAUUAUAUGCACAAUUUGAAUUUAUUUUUUUCCAUCAUACUUUAAUUGUCUGCACUCCCCUUAAAAGAAUCAUAAUGUAUUUUUUUCAAACAAAGAUUUUAUUGUUAAUAGUAUACUAUAAUAUUUUUGCUGAAUGGUAAGAUGAAAUUCAAAAGAAAAAACUUUCAUUUCAAUAUUUAGUUUGUAGGAAGGGAGGCAAAUUUUGAACUGUAUCAUCUAUCCUUAAAUAGAAAACAAAAGCAUAUAGAAAUUGUAGUUUUAGAUUUUUUUUUGAAGGGUUUAGUACUGCAGGACUUAAAGAAGUUUUAAUAUUAACACUUGUAACUAGUUUUGGUAAUUUGAUAAACAGACUGUAUUCAAAAACUAAACCAGCAGCACAAAUAAGCCUUAUUAACAGUUAAACAUUCAUAAAUGUGCUGAUAAAUAACUGUUGUAAUAUUUGAUUUCAGAAGCUCCCAAAUUGCUAAAUGACUAUUAUGUACAAUAGGUACACUCUGUUUAAUAUAAUUAAAAUGUAUUUAAUCUGAUACAACUGUGAUUUAAUGAUUUUUUGAUUUAACAUUAACUGCUUCUAAGGUGAAAUAUUCUGGUUGUAUUAGUUUAGUUUCAUAUGCUUGUAUAUGAAUUUUGGAACAAGAUUUUAACGGGGCUCUAAAGCAGGACUGCCCAAGCAGUGGCCUGCAUGGCAGAAUUGGUCUGUUGAUACCUUUCUUUUGGCUCACAAGACGUCUUCUGAAAUUAUACUUGUUGUAUGCCACCAAUAUAAAUAUGCACAAAAAAUGCAUACAAAUUUUGGAUACCACUGGCCAAAUUACAUAUUUUGUUCAGCAAACAAACUAAAACAAUUGCAUUACAGUAUUACAAUGUUAAUAUACAGUUUAUUAACCUAUAAAAUGUAAAAAUAAAUGUGUUAGUAAAUGUUUGCCCACCCUACUAAGUCAGUACCUAUUAACACCCCUUCUACCUAAAAUCACAGCUUGCAAACAUUUUUUUAAAUUUGUUUUCAUUUCAUCAAAUAAGUUGUUAACCAUACAUUGAUAUUUUUAUAAAUAUGUCAUUGUUUUAGUUUACUGUACUUUUACUACUCUUGCUUCUGAUUUCAACAAAAUAUGUAAUUUGAUUAGGGGUACCCAAAUUUUUUCAUUGAGGUCAGUAUUCAGGAUCUGCUUCUCUCAGUACAGACACAUUUCGAGUUAAGUAAUAGUUCUGUUCUAGAAACCCUAAUGAAACUAGAGGUUUAUGAAAGUUGAAAUUGACUCCACUCAGCACCUAUUAAUAACACUGCCCAGGAUAUGCAUAUACUGUAUGUGUAUAGUACUGCAAUAAGUCAAUGAACAUGUUAUUUUUUUUUUAAUUUUAAACUAGGGGGCUUUGCUCCCCCCCCCCAAACACACACACCAGCUUUACAUGCGGUUGUGAUGAGAGGGGCUGAAUGCCCCCCAAGGAGACGUGGUCGCUCCUCUGAAAUCCCUCUUAAAUGGUGAUGCAAUGGGAAACAGUUUUUUUUUUUAUUUAUUUUUUUUUUUUUUCCUCCUCUUUUUACCUCUGGCUUGCUGCUGCUGCCGCCGUGCUGUGUCAUCUGCAUCUUGUGCAGUGCUUUGAACAUUUAAAAGCCUGUACAGCAGCAGUCCUUUUGUCUCACUGCCUUGUCUCUCUUCUCCCCCAGACAUCCUCAAAUUCUAUUUGAUCUCUUUUCGCUGUUCCGUUGUUUCACCGAGUAAUAUUUUCCAUUUGUUUGUGCUAAUGCGAUCUUUUUAUUGUCAUUUUUUUUGAGACUUCAAAUUUUCUUACUUCCAUUAUCUCUAACCUGCUCUGCAUGUGUAUCACGCCAACGUUUUUGAAUUCUUUACAUCAUUCUACUUUGUCUUUUUCCGGCCCCAGCCGUGGUUAAAUCUCUUGUUACAAAGUCUAGUCUCGCAGGACGUGAAAGUGUCUUUCUGAGAAGAUCACGUCUCGUCUCUCUGAACAGGUCUCGUCACAUCCCAAGUUUUUUUUAUAUAAUAGAAAGAAAUGUUUAAAUAACGUUUGCUUAUUCCUUAGUUUUAUUGUUUUGGCUUCUCCAUAAGUAUUAUUGAAGCUCACUGUAGGCAGUCUUAUUUGAAUGACUGUGACUGAGAACGUAGAUGUUAGAUGAGAAGAAUGAGGAUAUCUAGCAAGAGGCAAUAUACAGAGUAAAACUUUUUUAGCAACAGAUUGCUAGCAAAAACAAAAGAAAACUGAAAGCUGAAGGUGAAAAAGUACACAGCAUGAGAACUGCCCUGUGGUAUUGUGAAAUCUUCAGAGUUAAUGCAGACUUUAACUUGGAAAUUUUAUUACUGGAGUUACAAAUAAUUUGUGUAAACCUGACAUUAUGUAAAUUGCAUAUUUUUUAACCCAAGAAAUGUCUAUAUCUGUGCAACAUUACACUAAAUGGCAGAAAAUGUGCACUUUAAGAACAUGUAGGAAGACAUGUUACAUGAAUUUUUUUUUUUUUUUUUGACAAGCCAACCACAGCUUCCCCACAGCAACAACUUCCCACCCCUGUCCAUCUGUAUUUUCUUGUCACCUUAACUGUGAAAGGUAGAUGAAGUACAAGGCUGUUGUUUACUUGACGUUUUAAUUCUGUUCCUUAGAAGCCCAGUUCACUGCACAGAAGUUAUUUCUUGAGCCACAAAAUAUUGAGUUAGGUUGGAAAUAUGUUUCUAGUUGUCUACCAAGUGCUGUGUAAAUUCACAGACCCUAACAACAAAAUCCACACAUUUUUUGGCUGUAUUUUGGUUGCCCCAUUUGUGAUUGUUGUGAAUUUGAGCUUAGUUUAUUAGCUGACAAUGAUACACAAGUUGCAUCUUAGAAUUGGGAUGCCUGAUUUAUGGCUGUUUGUGCUAAAACUGUUAAACACUUAUUGCCACAAGCAAAAUUGAGUUGGCCUCCUUAAUAAUCAAUGGCUAUGAAAGUAAAGGACAUAUGUCUGAUGUGUCAAUUUAAUAGGCUUAAAAUGAUCAUUUUUAAGAGCCUCUUCAAUGUUUGCAUAGUUCUUGUUAGAUGUCUCUGUAAAUGUGUAUUUUGACAUGAAUCAAGGUAUACCUUCUGAUAUGGCAGGUAUAUGUCCUGCUUGUCAAUGUUUUCAUUGCCUACUGUAUCUGCAGUGACACAAUGCUUAAACUGGUUUGUUGUAGUGUAAAUAAUACUAAUUUAUUAAGCAACUGUAAAAAUUCAAACUGUUUUAGUGUGCAUUUUGUUCCUUGACUCCACACUGCCACUGUUAUACUGCAGUGAUGCUCGACCUAAACGUUCAUGUAUAGAUAAGAGUGCUAAAACAGAAGUAAUUAACACAAUCUCGAGAAACUUUAGCUAGGAACAAUUCAUUAAAAAAAUGUCUUUUAGUGGCCACUGAGUAUAUGUGUUUUGAUAGAAAAUCUAACAUUUUGAAACAAAUAUGCCUAUUUUGUAGUAACUGUAAUUUGCCACAGUAAGUACAUGUUAUACGACUUAGAAAACUGCCAUCAAAAGCAUGGCUAUGUAAGUUGGAGACUGAAAGUCUGAGCUGCCAGUGUUUUAUUAUACAUUUCAGUUGAACUAAUUGUUGGUUAUUCAGUUUGAAAAAUGUUUACUAUUGCUGCUUUAGGUAUUUGUUCCCAUGCAGUUUUAUAAAACUUGAACAUUAAUAUAUUUUAACAUAAUCUUUGACACAUAAUUUAACAUACAGGUGGAACCAUUGUAAUGGGUAACAUUAGUAACCCCACUUACUUUUGGCCCCCUUCUCCUAUCCUGGUAAUUUGUGUUUCUACUCACUAAGCCAGAUAUUUUGGGCACCCUUGCCUUAAACUAUUUGUAUUAUUUAUUUAUUUAUUUAUUUUGGUAAUAUAGUUUGAUACUUGAAUUUCGGUGGUCAUUGUUUUUGGCGAGAAUAAAAUAAUUUGUGCCAAAAUAUAACCAUAGAAUAAAUAACUGAUGGUUUCAUAUAACAUUUUAACAGAAAUAUAAUAAUGGAAAACGCUGGCUAUAAAAACCUGUGUACCUAGUAUUAUUGUAAAAUUUAGCUUUUAAUUUUAACAUAAAUUUAAAGAGCACUGUCAAUCUCUUUUACCGUGUUUUUAUAUAAAAUAUAUAUAAUAUAAAAAAUAUAAUCUUUACAUUGGUUACAGUAAAUAUUACAGAACAGAUGGUAAAUUUGAAACUUAAGGGUUGUGAUCACCAAUGCAUUUGUUUUUUGAUGACUUGCAAAUUCUUCACUCUGUUUCCAAAAGAAUCUGAUCAAGUUUCCUCUCUUGAUUUCAUCCAUGACCAAGUAUUUGCUUUUUAGUUUAACUCGAUUCUGACAGCCAUAACUGGAAUCAAAUGAUGCCACACAAUAAAUAUAAGGAUAUACUGUAAAGUAUUAUACAAGGUAAUAAAAUACUCUCUAAAAUCAGUAGAUAGAUGCACAGAAACCACAUCAGCUGUAAUUAAAGUGAUCUAAGAUUCAGAAAAAUUAAUUUAUAAUUGAAAAGUUCAUGAUGACUUUUUAAUAGCCAUUAUCUCAAUUUACCCAGAGUGAAAAUUUGAUAAAGUACACAUAUUCCAUGCUUUCCAUAAUACUGUAUAAUGAGUGGUUAUAAUUUUGAGAUAAGAAGCUGUGAAUUAUGAGUUAGAAUUUGUUGGCUCAUUUAUAAAUGUGGUAGGAUUAAGUGUUAUUUUAAUGUGUCGACUGUGCUACAGCACCACUUGAGGUUUUAAAGUCAAGCCAAGCACACGUGUAGAUUAGUGAGCAGCACAUCCACUGUAUACAGAUGCUGGUCAUAAAAUUAGAAUAUCAUGACAAAGUUGAUUUAUUUCAGUAAUUCCAUUCAAAAAGUGAAACUUGUAUAUUAGAUUCAUUCAUUACACACAGACUGAUGUAUUUCAAAUGUUUAUUUCUUUUAAUGUUGAUGAUUAUAACUGACAACUAAUGAAAGUCCCAAAUUCAGUAUCUCGGAAAAUUAGAAUAUCAAUUAAGACCAAUGCAUAAAAAGGAUUUUUAGAAAUGUUGGCCAACUGAAAGGUAUGAACAUGAAAAGUAUGAGCAUGUACAGCACUCAAUAUUUAGUUGGGGCUCCUUUGGCCUGGAUUACUGCAGCAAUGCGGCGUGGCAUGGAGUCGAUCAGUCUGUGGCACUGCUCAGGUGUUAUGAGAGCCCAUGUUGCUCUGAUAGUGGCCUUCAGCUCUUCUGAAUUGUUGGGUCUGGCGUAUUGCAUCUUCCUCUUCACAAUACCCCAUAGAUUUUCUAUGGGGUUAAGGUCAGGCGAGUUUGCUGGCCAAUCAAGAACAGGGAUACCAUGGUCCUUAAACCAGGUACUGGUAGCUUUGGCACUGUGUGCAGGUACCAGGUCCUGUUGGAAAAUGAAAUCUGCAUCUCCAUAAAGUUAGUCAGCAGCAGGAAGCAUGAAGUGCUCUAAAACUUCCUGGUAGACGGCUGCAUUGACGUUGGACCUCAGAAAACACAAUGGACCGACACCAGCAGAUGACAUGGCACCCCAAACCAUCACUGACUGUGGAAACUUUACACUGGACCUCACGCAACGUGGAUUCUGUGCCUCUCCUCUCUUCCUCCAGACUCUGGGACCUUGAUUUCCAAAGGAAAUGCAAAAUUUACUUUCAUCAGAGAACAUAACUUUGGACCACUCAGCAGCAGUCCAGUCCUUUUUGUCUUUAGCCCAGGCGAGACGCUUCUGACGCUGUCUCUUGUUCAAGAGUGGCUUGACACAAGGAAUGCGACAGCUGAAACCCAUGUCUUGCAUACGUCUGUGCGUGGUGGAUCUUGAAGCACUGACUCCAGCUGCAGUCCACUCUUUGUGAAUCUCCCCCACAUUUUUGAAUUGGUUUUGUUUCACAAUCCUCUCCAGGGGGCGGUCAUCCCUAUUGCUUGUACACUUUUUUUCUACCACAUCUUGUCCUUCCCUUCGCCUCUCUAUUAAUGUGCUUGAACACAGAGCUCUGUGAACAGCCAGCCUCUUUAGCAAUGACCUUUUGUGUCUUGCCCUCCUUGUGCAAGGUGUCAAUGGUUGUCUUUUGGACAACUGUCAAGUCAGCAGUCUUCCCCAUGAUUUUUGUAGCCUACAGAACUAGACUGAGAGACCAUUUAAAGGCUUUUGCAGGUGUUUUGAGUUAAUCAGCUGAUUAGAGUGUGGCACCAGGUGUCUUCAAUAUUGAACCUUUUCACAAUAUUCUAAUUUUCCGAGAUACUGAAUUUGGGACUUUCAUUAGGUGUCAGUUAUAAUCAUCAAUAUUAAAAGAAAUAAACAUUUGAAAUACAUCAGUCUGUGUGUAAUGAAUGAAUCUAAUAUACAAGUUUCACUUUUUGAAUGUAAUUACUGAAAUAAAUCAACUUUGUCAUGAUAUUCUAAUUUUAUGACCAGCACCUGUAUAUUAGAGAGAGUGCCAGUCUCGAGGAGGCUUGAUCUCCUUGUAGAGAAAGUAAUCAAACCUUGUUGAAAUUCAAAAUUGAAAUAAAAAUCUAAAAAUGAUCUCACAAAACUUUUCAUUUAUGGAAGCUGGUUUCUUUAGCAUGUAAAAACCUUAUAUUAAUAAUUAAUCAUUUUUUUUAUUUAAAAUUGUUUGUUUAGAAAUGUAUUAUGUUACCAGGAUAUUUUUUUAAAUAUUGUAAGACUUCUCAGUCAUGGAGCAGUGAGUUGCCACUUUUCCAUUCCAUUGUUACUGUAGCUGUUAUUAAUUUAUUUCUCAACAUUUACUGUAUAUACUAUUACUAGAGAGAACCUGUUAUAGUUUGCUUUUUUUAUUUCGUUAAACAUAAGUAAAGCAUUUUGCAUGUCUUUAUGAGUGUACACAGUCUUUUAGCUGCUAUUGUACAUUGCUGUUGACUGGUCCAUCCUGCAUGCUAAACUAAAGCCCUCCAGUAUAUUCUACUUAUUAAGAAGCCUGUGUUGCACUAUUCAAAGUGAGUACUUGUUGAAGCCUCCUUUCCAGAACUAUAUCUUGUAACAUUCUGUACGGUUUUAUCUUUCAGCAGUAACACUUGAGUUCUGACUUAUUUUGUAUUCUGUUGUAUCUUUGUUGUUGAUCUGUUGUAUUAUUACAUGUGGUUUAAUAUCCGUUUCUAUUCCUAUAUAAAGCACUUUAUUCUUUUGCAUUGUAGUAUUAAUCAUUCUGUUUGAAAUUAAAAUAAUAUACAAGUAAAGAUUGCUAGUAUGUUUUUGCAAA
Molecule: messenger RNA, 9149 nt
Organism: Erpetoichthys calabaricus (reedfish)
Lineage: Eukaryota; Metazoa; Chordata; Cladistia; Polypteriformes; Polypteridae
Gene: bet1
Product: Bet1 golgi vesicular membrane trafficking protein
Exons: 4
Coding region: 149-484 (111 amino acids)
Biological process (GO): endoplasmic reticulum to Golgi vesicle-mediated transport; vesicle fusion with Golgi apparatus
Cellular component (GO): SNARE complex; Golgi trans cisterna
Molecular function (GO): SNAP receptor activity
Source: RefSeq, a predicted model, not a curated record